AUGGAGCCCAUCAGCCUCCCAGCCGUUUCACCUCAUAUUCUCGAGGGUAACAAACCUUUACCGGAAAUUGAUCUUCAGAAAAACUCCGGCAAACACAUGGCACCACCAUCGCCACCGGUUUUCCACGAUGCCCCUAUUUUCUCAUCCUACAACCACCCCUUCUCGACAUGGUCGAUCGACUCGGCAAUCGUGGUGAUUGGAGAUCAAUCAGCCGGCAAAUCAAGUGUCCUUAAGUCCCUCGCUGGCAUAAGCCUCCCCCGUGGCGACAGCUUCUUCAAGAAGGUGACAUCGAACAAAGUCAGCAUCGGCCUUGGCUACAUCUGCGUGCGCAACAGGUUUGGGGAUGAGGAGGCCCUGGAGAAGGAGGCCCAGCUGUUUGAGACACACCACCUCCUGUCUGAGAUAAGCCGGUCGAUGGUCGGGAUCCCUGUUCUGGUCAAAGGCUUGUCCAGAUCCAGGCGAGACUCAUUCCGGACACCAUUACCUCGAUUGUUGAGGCCAGAUCCAAGCGAGACUCAUUCCGGACACCAUUACCUCAACGGUCAAUUACACUCUGCCUGUCGAAUCUCAUUCUUCUCCGCAAUUGCCACCUCAACACGGCCGGCGCAAACCACCACCGCCAACGACGACCCCAUCAUCACCUCUGUCGUCAUUCCCCUGCAACAAGGCCGCGUGGCAGGUCGUCUGUUGGGAUUGAUGGAAGUCCCCGCCUUCGACACUUUCAAUCAGGGUUGGGAUUGA
This is a messenger RNA of Striga asiatica, 741 nucleotides long. The record is from the annotation of a GenBank genome assembly. Lineage: Eukaryota; Viridiplantae; Streptophyta; Magnoliopsida; Lamiales; Orobanchaceae.